AUCAUGGGCUCUACUGCUACGGAAAUCGAGGAGCUGGAAAACACCUCUUUUAAGUACCUCAUAGGAGAACAGACUGAAAAAAUGUGGCAACAGCUGAAAGGAAUACUAAGAUGUUUAGUAAAACAGCUGGAAAAAGGUGAUAUCAAUGUGGUGGACUUAAAGAAGAAUAUUGAAUAUGCAGCAUCUGUGCUAGAAGCUGUUUACAUUGAUGAAACGAGGAAAUUAUUGGACACUGAAGAUGAUCUCUGUGACAUCCAUAUCGAUUCGGUUCCGGCAGAAGUUAGGGAUUGGUUAGCUUCUACUUUUACAAGGAAAAUGGGGAUGAUAAAGAGGAAACCAGAAGAAAAGCCAAAGUUUCGUAGCAUUGUGCAUGCUGUCCAAGCUGGAAUUUUUGUGGACAGGAUGUAUAGAAGGACUUCCAACAUGGCUGGUUUGACUUACCCAGCAGCUGUCAUUGCAACAUUAAAGAAUAUAGACGAAUGGUCAUUUGAUGUAUUUGCCCUAAAUGAUGCAAGUGGAGAACACAGUCUGAAGUUUAUGAUGUAUGAAUUGUUCACCAGAUAUGACCUUUUCAACCGCUUCAAGAUUCCCGUGUCUGCUCUACUUUCUUUAUCUGAAGCCUUAGAAGUUGGUUACAACAAAUACAAAAAUCCGUAUCAUAAUUUAAUUCAUGCAGCAGAUGUCACUCAAACUGUGCAUUACAUUUUGCUUCGUACAGGUCUCAUGCACUGGCUCACUGAACUGGAACUUUUAGCGAUGGUCUUUGCAGCAGCCAUCCAUGAUUAUGAACAUACAGGGACCACCAACAGCUUUCAUAUUCAGACCAGGUCAGACACUGCCAUUUUAUAUAAUGACCGUUCAGUCCUGGAAAAUCAUCACCUGAGUUCAGUGUAUAAGCUUAUGCAAGACGACGAAAUGAACAUAUUGACAAACUUAUCCAAAGACGACUGGAGGGAUCUUCGGAACUUGAUUAUCGAGAUGGUUUUAUCUACUGAUAUGUCAAAUCAUUUCCAGCAAAUUAAAACUAUUAAGAACACUUUGCAGCAGCCAGAGGGGCUAGACAAAGCCAAAACCAUGUCCCUGGUUCUCCACGCUGCGGACAUAAGCCAUCCAGCAAAACCCUGGGAACUGCACUACCGGUGGACCAUGGCCCUGAUGGAAGAAUUUUUUCGACAGGGAGACAAGGAAGCUGAGUUAGGCCUUCCCUUUUCUCCACUUUGUGACCGCAAAUCAACUGUGGUAGCCCAAUCGCAAUUAGGUUUCAUCGAUUUCAUAGUAGAGCCAACAUUUGCUCUUCUCAUGGACGCAACAGAAAACAUUGUUAUUCCUCUUAUGGAGGAAGCCUCAAAAUCUGACUCUUCCUGUUCAACACCGAGCAGUUCCACUGGGUUUUACAUAGGGGAAAAUUUUAGAAGGCCGAAUGUUAGAAGCAGAAUAGUUGAUAAGUCUAAUUCCUUAGACAUUUCUCUUGCAACAGUGGACCUGAAGACCUUUAAGUGCAAAUUGAUGGAUAUCAUUCAAAGGAACAAAGAGAGGUGGAGAGAUUUAGCAAUUGAAGGUGAGGCUGAGCUCCAUAAAAAGUCAGAAGAGGUAAUAAAUACCACAGAAGAAAAAUGUGACGUGAUUCACCAUCAGUAGGUUUGAGACGUCUUAAAGGCCUCUGAUGUAUUACAAAUGAGAGGAAAAUCAGAACAGUGCAUAAAUAUCCUAAAUCCUCAAAUGGCCAAGAGACUCUACUAUAAGCAUAUUCAAGAAUCCUACCCUUUUUAAUGGAUGAUAAUGGAAGAAAAUUAAAAACAUGAAAUCCUGAGUUCGUAACUCAGGCCAUUUUGAUUUUCUCAAGAUUUCAGUAGAGUUUUCUUACUAUUGUUACUGUCAUAGUGUCAUCAUCAUUGUGUUUCCUCCACUGCUGGACCAUUUUCAAUCAAGCCAUUAAAAAACCAACAACUUUUCAGUCAAAUAUUGGACCACUUUUGAAAUUUGCAUUAUUGAAAGCUGUUCUAACUUAGCUGACUGUGAAAUGUGUAUAAAUAUAUGAUGCAUUUAUUCAUUCACUCAUCCAUUCUCUGAUGUACUGUUUUCUGAAAAGUGAUACAGCAAGCAAUUUCUUCUUUUAAACCUCGUGGAAAAAUUAGUUCUGCAGU
Messenger RNA from Gracilinanus agilis (Agile Gracile Mouse Opossum), 2144 nucleotides. RefSeq names its product phosphodiesterase 1A (gene PDE1A). Gene Ontology annotation, biological process: signal transduction. Lineage: Eukaryota; Metazoa; Chordata; Mammalia; Didelphimorphia; Didelphidae. The transcript is spliced from 16 exons. Gene Ontology annotation, molecular function: 3',5'-cyclic-nucleotide phosphodiesterase activity. The record is from RefSeq and is a predicted model, not a curated record. Bases 4 to 1638 code for a protein of 544 amino acids.